Molecule: messenger RNA, 1587 nt
Organism: Paraglomus occultum
Lineage: Eukaryota; Fungi; Glomeromycota; Glomeromycetes; Paraglomerales; Paraglomeraceae
Source: the annotation of a GenBank genome assembly
AUGGAUAAACGUGAAAAGUUCAUUGGGGUGGCAGGUGGUUUAGGCAAUAACAUAAACAACAUGAUCGGUGCUGGAAUUUUUUCAUCUCCUGGCACCGUGUGGCGUAAUGUGGGCUCUCCCUGGAUUGCCCUUAUUUUAUGGGCAAUUGGGGGUUUUGUGAGUCUUUGUGGAACUUUAACGUACACAGAGCUCGGAAGUCAAUUUCACGGUGCUGGUGAGACGACUUAUUUUGAAUACAGUUUCCCAAAGCCUCGUCUGCUCCUCAGUUACUCGUUUACCAUGGUGUACAUAGUGAUAAUUCGACCCGCAGGAAUAUCGGCGGUGGCAAAUGUUUGUGCUCAGUACCUGUUAUUUACGCUGGGAUUGGACGCCAAAGGAUGCGACUUGUACUAUGAUUUCCACCCUCCAUAUUUUCAAGGAAGCAACUUUUGGAGGCUCAGGUUGAUUACCAUUGCAAUUUUAGCGGUGAUUGCCCUGUACCAUUCGCUCUCCAACAAAUGGUCGAAUAGGAUCAACCAGGCCCUGGUGAUGAUAAAAGUCUUGACAAUAUUGACUGUUGUCAUACUUGGAUUGUCUUUCGCAAAAGCGUCGGCAGAGAGAGCAAACAAUGGGAACAGAAAUUGGAAAUCGUUUUCUACUGCUGAUCCUUCUUUCUAUGAUGUCAGCGCUACGACAUGGAUUCAAAGAUAUAUAACCGCAAUGCUGACGAUUCUGUUUGCGUACUCGGGUUGGAACAAUCUUAAUUACCUCACUGACGAAUAUGAGACGGGAGGUUCCUAUAGAAACCUUUGGAUAAGUAACGCAGGAGCAGUCGGGAUAGUGACUCUACUGUAUCUACUGGCCAAUUUUGCUUACACGGCGGUACUGGACGUUAGCACCAUAACCGGAAGUACGGGAUCGGAUCCUAACGAAAUCAUAGGCAUUUAUUUUGCCACCCAAAUCAGCAAGGUGAACGAUGAAAUUGAGAAUCCAGAUGCCAACAUCAAAACAGCGCGAGCGUUGGCCUUUUUCAUUGCUCUCAGUGCCUUUGGUGCUGCUGCCGUGUUAAUGCAAAGUGCUUCAAGGGUGGUGGAAAAGGCAGGCGAGCACAACUAUGUCCCAUACAUUUCAACGUGGUUGACAACGUGGAAUACUCGAUUAGGGACUCCCGUAAAUUCGUUUAUAGCGCUCUUUACGUGGUGUUCCUUUCUGACCCUGAUAGUACCCGGUAGUAGUCCGUUCGAGUUUUUAACAGAACUCGAGCAAUACUCUGCGUAUUUUUUCUUCCUCCUCACAGCUAUUGGUGCACUGAAAUUGCGGCGAAAAGGAUGGCUAGAGACACGCGCAUACAGGGCACCUUUAUUUGCCGUGCUACUUUUCAUUCUGUUUGCAUUCUUGAUUGUCGUUCUUGCGUGGGUGCCAGAGGCACACAAAUCUUCUCCGGCAACUUCAACAAUUCUAACGAACGCAACAGCCUUGCAAUGCCCAACCAGUAAAAUCAAUACCUAUGCUGUGUUUGGUACCAGUCUCGGAGCCGUGAUGCUGACGGGCGUGUUAUGGUGGUUCCUGGGAGAUAAAUUUACACGUGAGGAAGAGAACGAAAAAUAA